AUGGCCGAGAUCGCAGGAAGCAACGUCGAACGCAUGCGCGCGUUUGUCAAGGAUGUGCAACAAAACGGCAACCUGGAACUCUUUGAUCGCUUCAUCCAUCCAGACUGUCGCGACCAUCCCCUGACGCCCGGUCAACCCAAUGAUUAUAAAGCGAUCCGUGGAAUCAUCGAAGGUCUCCAUGACUCAUUUUCUGACAUUAAAGUCGAGAUUCUCCAUUGUGUUGAGCAUGACGGCACGGUGGCUACCAAUAAGAUUCUGAGUGGCGUGCUCGUGAAGGAGUGGAACGGAAUGGUGCCGGAUGGGAAACGUGUGCAAAUGAGAAUCAUGGACUUUGUACGAUUUCACGGAGGGAGAAUGAUUGAGCAUUGGGCGACUGCCAACCCGCUCGGUGAUGGCUAG
Truncatella angustata is the source of this 399-nucleotide messenger RNA. RefSeq names its product putative ester cyclase. Bases 1 to 399 code for a protein of 132 amino acids. Gene Ontology annotation, biological process: polyketide metabolic process. The transcript has a single exon. Lineage: Eukaryota; Fungi; Ascomycota; Sordariomycetes; Amphisphaeriales; Sporocadaceae. The record is from RefSeq and is a predicted model, not a curated record.